This is a messenger RNA of Cladophialophora psammophila CBS 110553, 1644 nucleotides long. RefSeq lists its product as uncharacterized. Gene Ontology annotation, molecular function: chromatin binding; RNA polymerase II complex binding. The coding region runs from base 1 to 1644 and encodes 547 amino acids. Gene Ontology annotation, cellular component: Cdc73/Paf1 complex. The record is from RefSeq and is a predicted model, not a curated record. Gene Ontology annotation, biological process: transcription elongation by RNA polymerase II. NCBI's taxonomy places the organism in Eukaryota, Fungi, Ascomycota, Eurotiomycetes, Chaetothyriales, Herpotrichiellaceae. The transcript is spliced from 2 exons.
AUGGCCGAAACAAAGGGCUUCAAGCAGGACAUGGUCGUUUCGAUACGAUAUCGAAAUGAUUUGCCUCCGCCUCCCAUGUCUCCAAAGUUCCUAGAUAUUGACACCGGCGGCUUGGCUCAAUACCUCACCACAAGUUACGCGUCGGGCCUGGCAAAACGAGAAGAACCAAAUAUUGAAGUUGACGCUGAAGGUGGCAUGCCUAUAGAUAUGAUCGGUGUCCCAGGCUACUUUCUAGGCGACGAAAGCGCAAUCAUGGCUCCUGAGGUCCAACCUGUGCUGGAUCCUGCCGACCAAGCGUUGCUGAUGUCGCUGGAUCAGCUGAAGAGCCAGGGCGCAAAGAACAACGUCUCGUUUUUGCGCAAGACACAAUACAUGACAUCUUCGCAAAUGGCUCGAGCAAAUGAUGCAUUCAUGCGAUCAAGCGCUCGGACUCAGAAGCCUCAAGUGUACAAGGCACCGCCAGUGCCUGUUACCCGAGACGACCCAGAAAACAUCAAGCGACAGAUUCAAAAGGGCUUCGACCUUGCCUACCCAGACAGUAUCCCAUUCAAUCCUCCAGCAGCCAAAGCAAAUCCUAUUACUUCCCAGGACCGGGAUGCCUGGAGAAAUCCUGUCCAUCCUGAUAAUCCCAGGCUCAAGCCUGUCGAAUUUUACCCCAUAAUCCCUGAUCUCGAGACCGGCACAGACAUGGCCUCAAAUUGGCAAGCUCUUAAGUUCGACAAGCCACCAUUACCUCCAUUCAAAGGCCGAAGAGAUGAUCGUAUCGACGUCGGCUUACUGAUGGCCUCGGAGAACGCAUCAUUGAUGCCAGCUUGGCAGGCAGCAAAAGAGGCCUUUGAUAAAGACCCUGAAAGAUUCGCCGAUCCUGGGCCUGAGCCAUACACAUGGUCUCUCUCCGUCCCUAAACAACCUGGCUCGACCUCCCGCAUCCGCCAGCUCUUUGACGAUUCAAAUCCUCGAAAGGAUGACCCCGCCUUGAUGGAACCUCUUCUUGAAGAAUCCGCUGACGGCUCAUUGCGUUUACCCUUUGAACGUGUUCGUGUUUAUCCAAAAGCCACCCAAGACACAGUCGACCCUCACCGCAUUAUGGCAUUGUCACUAGUCGAUGCCAAACAGCUUCCCCGCCACUCCCGUUUCCGCAAGCAAGGUACCACUGCAUAUUACUAUCCGAUCCUCGAACGAGUGAAAAUGAGAGCUGAUAGGGGUAAUCUCUCUAAAACUCGUAACAGCAACGUGGAAGACAACAUUCCUGACCAAGUCAUGGUGCUCUUCAAAGAGCCCAAUGCGAAAGAAAGACGCUCUCGCGCCGAAUUUAGGGGAGAUUUUGACGCCUCCUUCAAAGAUGAGUUUGAAGAGUUGACCCGGCAAGCGCAGGUGGAGGAAGAAGCGGAACAUGCAGAUAUGAUCUUGCAGGAGCAAGGCGAGUUGCACGAAGGGGCGCAGGACGUUAGUAUGGCCGAGGUUGAGGAUGGGGAGAAGGCGGACAUCAGUAUGAACGGAGUACCUCACAAAGAUCGGGCCGAUGAUAGGACUACACCUUCUCCCGCGAAUGGAUAUGCGGAUACACGGGAUAGAGACGGAGACAGAGACACCAGCGUGGAGGAAGAUGGCUUUGGGGACGACGAUGACAUGCGGGACGAUUGA